AUGGAGAAAGCUGAAACAGCAGUGCUUCGAGUGGUGAAAUGGAUGAAAAGCAGGAAAUUAACACUUGCACCGGAAAAAACAGAAGCAGUGCUCCUUACUAACAAAACGAAAUUGGACCCAAUUGAAUUCGAUAUGCAAGGAGUUAAAAUAAAACCGGGAAAUUAUAUAAAGCAGCUAGGAGUAUGGAUAGAUAAAAAACUAACUUUCAAGGAACACGUAAAUAAAGUAUUAGAAAAAGCAGAGAAGACAAUGUCAGUUUUAGCCAGUCUAAUGCCAAACAUUAAAGGACCAAGUGCAUCAAAAAGAAAAAUUCUUGUUAGCGUAGUUCACUCGCAGAUUUUAUACGAUGUACCAGUUUGGGUCCGCGCAUUAAAAAUCAAAGAAUACUUAAAAAAACUAAUUAGAUUGCAAAAGGUUAUGGGAAUAAGAGUGUGUAGUGGGUAUCGAACAAUUUCUGCAUCAGCAGUCGGGGUAAUAGCUGAUAUACCGCCAAUAGAACUACUUGCCUACGAAAGAAAAGAUGUUUAUGAGUGGAAAACUAAGGAAGAAGCGAAAAGCGAAAUGUUGGCCCGAUGGCAAGAAAAGUGGGACGGAGCGCAACAUGGGCGUUGA
Molecule: messenger RNA, 612 nt
Organism: Leptopilina boulardi
Lineage: Eukaryota; Metazoa; Arthropoda; Insecta; Hymenoptera; Figitidae
Exons: 1
Coding region: 1-612 (203 amino acids)
Source: RefSeq, a predicted model, not a curated record